GUGUAAGAAGACCGGAGAUGGAAGUCAGAGAAGCUCAGAGUUUCUGGGGGCUUCGGCGCGUUCACAUGGCUGCGGUAAAGAACUAGACGAAGUUUGACAGUGACCAUGCUUGUAAUUUUGUGAUAAGUGAUGGAGACUUUUUGUGCUUCGGGGACACCCCAGAAAUUUCGAACCGGCAAUUUCCAUAAUGUACCUUGUCAUAGAAAUUUGCGCCAAAUCGGGAAUGAUUACGCAAUGCCGGUUUGUAAUCGCCGAUCAACCCCUUCGGUUCACACCCUUUGGCAAGAGAGAAUGUCACCAAGGUCUUGCACUGAACGUAAAUCAAGAGGUCGAUUGUGUUCGGUCGCUUUAGCUAUAGCCUCUUUUCUUGUCUUCGUUGCAGUAUUGUCUAUUGCAGGAAUGGCUCUCUACAUGGGGGCGUUACAUACCGAACCUCCUAGUAGCAACAAUAUUAUUUCUUUUAGUUGUAGUGCAAAAAUUUUAAGAGGUGACCGCUUUGUUGGCGCUUUACAGGAAAAAGCUCGUAGAUAUAGACUGCAACUAGAAACACUUUAUCAGAGAAGUGUUCUAGGAUCGGCUUUAACGUCUUGUAUAGUAGAAAAAUUCGGAAACGAUACCGUAACAGUAUUCUUCAAACUAGCAUUUAACAAAAAGAAAAUCCCCAAAAAUGUAUCAAACAUUGAAAAAACUAUCCGAGAUAUACUAAUAACAGACGCAAUAUCUCGAAAACCUGUCUUCAGAAUGAUACGUUUUGACCCCAAAAGUGUAGAAAUUAAACAAAUUAGAGACGUAGAUACGUACCAAAGAAGUGCUACAAAACCAAAACAAACAAAAAAUAAAACAAGCGUCGUCCUUAAAACACCUCGCAAAAAUACAACACUUACAACAACCUUACCAGUUAAGAAAAAAACCGACGAGAUUGAAAUCAAAGAAGAAGAUUUACCAGUAGUUCAAGGUUCGUUUAAAAUAAGUAAGACCGACGCUGAUAUUACUGAAAAAAAGACUGAAAACGUAUCUACCCCCAAACCUAAAACAACAACCCAGACGACUAAAACAACCACAGUUAAAGAAACUUCAGUCACAAGUGCCUUAUACAAAAUCGCUGCCAUAGAAAAACUAAGCAAAACUAGUAUUGGUACAUCGAUGACUAGUACUAGUACUAGCACAACGACUAAAAAUCCCCUUUUCCCCAACCCUCAGGUGUUCAACGAACAACCCUGGAUUCCAAUAAUACCCGAUUUAACCCCAAUUACAGUUCCUACAACAAAACUUCCUCAAUUUCCACCAAAACAACCAGUCUAUACGAGUUUCACAAACCCUAGUUUAUCGUACCAUAACAUCGAUAUGGAAACUCUCGGUUCAACAAGUCUCAAAGGUCACCCAAUUCCCGUUAAUAAAAUUCCGCAAGUGACUGAACCUUCUGUUUUUGAAACCACAAAAAAACAAACUGAGAAUUCAGGUUUUGUUGAAAUUGAGACAGUUAAGUACAUCCCUGGAUCGUCCGGUGACAAGCAAAACAUGUUGAAAAACCUUUCAAGCAUUUUUCAUAAUUUAGCGUCGACGUUAAAAAUACCGGAAAUGAAUGUUAGCAAAAAUGAGACGUUUUUGGGGGUUGCGGAUGAGGAUAGUGUGGGAGAAGGACAAGUUGAAGUUGUCGAAGCUGAUGAGGAAACUCUAAUGAUGCAAACGACAAAAUUGCCUCUAGUGACGUUAAUUCCCGUCAAGUCAAAUUCCGGGAUUGGACGGCCGUUAAGGAAACGUCCGUUUAGAAAUGAGGAAAAUUCAACGGGUGAUGUAUCGGUUGAAAACCGAAGUUUUCCAGGAUCGACUCGUUUGAAUGAUUUUUCCGCCCUAGAGAAAAAUCCCUUGAAAUUUAUUGAGACUGAAGUAGUGACGUCGGUUAGUUCCGAAGUGAAUAAAGUCAAGUUGAAUAAAAAUCAACUCGAAGACUUUAAAAUAAUCGGAGUACUUAAUUUCGCAACUGAAGCAUCAGAGGAACUUUUGAGGAAUCCGAAAAUGGAUCCACAAUCCAAUGAAACGGAAGUUUUACGUAAGCAUGAGCCCAGCAGCGAAAUAACAGUUUACGCAACAAAUUCUUCAGUUUCGAGUAACCGAAAUGAGGCAAACUUUAACAUCCUGACCCCCGAGAAGCUAAAACAACUAUCCGAAAUAAGCAAAAUCCAUGAUAAUUUAACCGUAAUCGAUAAGGAACCGGUUAUUUCAAACAAAGCAAUAUCGUCGAGCUACACCGUUAAUCAUUCUGGCUUCAAAAUCCUAACGAAAACUUUCAACAAAAUCGAUGAAUUACCCAAAGAUACUAAACUUAAUGGCUACAAUAACCUUGCAUUUACGGCCAUCUCCAAUAAAACAGAGUGUGGUAACUUAACGAUAAAAUGUGGCGACGGCCAAUGCCUGCCCGAAACAACCAAAUGCAACCAACUAAUUGAUUGCAACGACGGCAAAGAUGAACAAGACUGCAACUGUGCCGAUUAUCUCAGAUCUCAGUACCUACUCAGAAAAAUCUGCGACGGAGUCGUCGAUUGUUGGGACUACUCGGACGAAAACCAAUGCGAAUGGUGCAAACCUGAACAGUACGUAUGCAGCAACUCGAAAAUGUGCAUCAACAAAACGAAAAUUUGCGACGGCUUGCGUGAUUGUCCUCAAGGAGACGACGAACGACAAUGUGUCACAAUUGCCAAAAAUAUCGACACGGCUGAUGAAUUCCCCUACACUUCGGAGGGACUCCUCAUGGUGCGGAAAUUUGGUUCGUGGGGGAAACUCUGCGUUGAAAAUUUACGCAACUUAGUUUUCCCGAUCCUAGAUUUAGGCAAAAACGUUUGCAAAUCAAUGACCUACCAGUUUCUGGAUUCUGUCAAAACUAUCACUGAGACGGAAUUAGGGACACCCUCUAGAUAUUUCGAAAUGGACUAUUCUUUUGAAAAUAAUAGUAAAUAUAGUCUUUCUUUUUCGGAAACUCAGUGUGAGACACGCAAGGUUGUGCAAGUUAAGUGCCAGUCGCUCGAAUGCGGUGCUAGACCCCAAGCUGUGAAACACAUCGCUAGGCGAGCUUAUAGGAUUGUCGGAGGAGGCAAUGCGGGUCUAGGGUCAUGGCCGUGGCAGGCAGCCCUUUACAAAGAAGGCGAAUUCCAGUGUGGCGCUACUUUACUUUCCGACACAUGGCUGGUUUCAGCAGGACAUUGUUUCUACCAUUCGCAGGACGAGCACUGGGUGGCCCGUCUCGGAGCCCUGCGGCGCGGCACCGCCCUUCCCUCCCCCUACGAACAACUCCGUCCCAUUAUCCGAAUAAUCGUCCAUCCCGGAUACGUGGAUUCCGGUUUUAUAAACGACAUCUCUUUACUAAAAAUGGAAUUUCCGGUUAUUUUCAGCGAUUACGUGCGCCCAAUCUGUUUGCCCCCGCCGAGUCAAAUGGUGCCCGAUGGCCACUUGUGUACAGUUGUGGGUUGGGGUCAACUGUUCGAAGUCGGCAGAAUAUUCCCUGACACAUUACAAGAGGUUCUUGUUCCUGUAAUAUCAACCGCUGAGUGUCGUAAAAGAACGGUUUUUCUUCCUCUGUAUAAAAUAACAGAUGACAUGUUUUGUGCCGGGUACGAGCGAGGAGGCCGCGAUGCGUGUCUUGGCGACUCCGGGGGGCCUCUCAUGUGCCCCGAACCCGAUGGCAAAUGGCUUUUGCAAGGGAUCACGAGCAACGGCUACGGGUGUGCGAGGGCCAACAGACCGGGGGUAUACACCAAAGUGGCCAAUUAUGUCACCUGGAUUGGAACUCAUAUGAAUAGAGAUGAUCACAAUAGUACAAAAAAGAAAAGUAUCUGCUUAGGACACCGGUGUCCUUUGGGGGAAUGUCUCCCCAAAAGUAGAUUAUGCAAUGGAUACAUCGAAUGUAGUGAUGGUAGCGAUGAAAGAGACUGUUAAUUAAUAAUUUUGUGUGUGAUAUGAACUGUAUUAUUUAUGUACAUAGAAUGCCUUGACGUACUUUUUUGAUAUUUUUGUAUUUAUUCGGAUAUUUAUAGAUGUGUCUUUAGAAAUAAAAACUUUUUAUUAUA
Molecule: messenger RNA, 4061 nt
Organism: Tribolium madens (black flour beetle)
Lineage: Eukaryota; Metazoa; Arthropoda; Insecta; Coleoptera; Tenebrionidae
Product: serine protease nudel-like
Exons: 9
Coding region: 130-3930 (1266 amino acids)
Biological process (GO): proteolysis
Molecular function (GO): protein binding; serine-type endopeptidase activity
Source: RefSeq, a predicted model, not a curated record